Synchiropus splendidus (mandarinfish) is the source of this 4655-nucleotide messenger RNA. It is a transcript of the gene inpp4aa, whose product is annotated as inositol polyphosphate-4-phosphatase type I Aa. Gene Ontology annotation, molecular function: phosphatidylinositol-3,4-bisphosphate 4-phosphatase activity. The coding region runs from base 228 to 3149 and encodes 973 amino acids. The transcript is spliced from 24 exons. The record is from RefSeq and is a predicted model, not a curated record. NCBI's taxonomy places the organism in Eukaryota, Metazoa, Chordata, Actinopteri, Syngnathiformes, Callionymidae. Gene Ontology annotation, cellular component: cytoplasm.
UGGGAGGCGGCAGUGAGUCAGGAUGUGUCAGAGGAAACCGGGGCGAGUCUCCACUGCAGGCGUCGUCGAGUCUCCGACUCCGGGAUGCGCAUCACUCUGCCCCGAUAUCUCUCCAACCUUGGGAACGGUUCAUCGAUGACAACAUUCUGAGAACAAAGAGGACUCAUAUAUUCCAUCAGUUCUACUAGCCCCGCCCUGCUCCUGUGCCCCGGCACCGACCCUCCACUAUGCAUCCUAAUCCCAGACGUGAGUCAUCCAUGUCCGGGAAGGAGCGCAGCCCUCGGCACCGGCCGUGGUCCGUCUACAGGGCCAAUACGUUUGAUCUCUCUGCUGAGAUGAUGGGGUUGGCUCUGUCAGGAAACAGCCAAGACCCAGACGAGCCGGUGCUGGAGUUUAGUGUGGCCUGCAGUGAACUGUUGACGCCGGCUCUGGACCGUAAGCCUGCCAGCUUCGUGGCGGUCAGCUGCACCACGCCGCCCCAGGCCUUCUGGACCAAGCAUGCUCAGACUGAGAUCAUAGAGGGAACCAGCAACCCCAUCUUCCUCAGCAGCAUCGCCUUUUUCCAGGACGCCCUGAUCACGCAGCAGACUCAGGUCAAACUGUCAGUCUACGAUGUGAAAGACCGCACACAGGGCACGAUGUACAUGCUGGGCUCCGCCAUGUUUUCAGUGAAAGAGCUGCUGCAGGACAAGCACCACAGGCUGCACCUGAAUCUCAGGUCUGCUGAUAGUGAGCGUGUUGGGAACAUCACUGUGAUCGCCUGGCAGAUCGAGGAGAAGCGGGAGCAGAGGACGCCCGUGGCGCGGUUACAGAGAGGAGACACGGUGAACGGACGGAUGGUCCUACCGGUGGACGAAAGCCUGACUCAGUCCUCCGCCAUCAAAGCCAAGUCCUCAUCUCUUUGUAAGGAUCCGCUGCUGAAGGCUGCGUUCGGAGGCGUCAUGUCUCAGACGUACCGCUUCCCCACCACGGAUGGGAACCACCUGCGGGUGCUGGAGCAGAUGGCCGAGAGCGUCCUGUCUCUGCACAUCCCGCGCCAGUUUGUGAAGCUGCUGCUGGAGGAGGAUGCAGUCAGGGUGUGUGAGCUGGAAGAGCUGGGUGAGCUGUCUGCAUGCUGGGAGAACCUGAGGAGGCAGAUCAUCACGCAGUACCAGACCAUCAUCCUCACGUACCAGGAGACCAUCAGUGACCUGCACGAGUACAAGGGUCCCUCGUUCAAGUCCAGCACACUGAAAGCGGAGAGGAAGCUGGAGUUUAUCCCCACCAACCUUCACAUUCAGAGGAUGAGAGUGCAAGGAGAGACCGGCUAUGACCACACCUAUGACGUGGUGACCAUCGGAGCUCCAGCAGCUCACCAUCAAGGCUUCAAAGGCUGUGGGCUCCGAAAAAUGCUGCAGAAGUUGGAAGAAGCUCGAAAAUCCGCCCACGGGGACGACAGCUCCACCGGCUCUCAAGGCUCCAAAGCCAUGACGUACCAGCCGCAGGACGUGGUGAAAGCGAAGGAGCUGAUAGGUCAGAUCAACACUCUCAAGACACAAGUCUGCUACUACACGGAGCGGCUGUGUCGAGCCGCCAAAGACAAAUCCGCCAACGCUCUGGAGAGGACCCUGGCCAUCCUGACGGAGAAGACUCGUCAGCUGGUGACCGUGUGCGACUCCAAGCUUCUGUCCUCAGCCAUUGUGGCGCUCGCAGCAGCUCGACCAGAUUUGACCCUUCAGGGGUCCCCGUCGCCCUCCUCCAGCUCCCUCUCCCCCUCCUCCCGCUCGCCGUCACGCUCCCCCUCCCGUCACCCGACCUCUCCAUCUCGCACCUCCACCUCUCCCUCGUACCACGGCGAGAGCAGCGAGGCCCGGAGAAGCAAGCGUGCCUCCAUGCAGGCCGACCUGCAAGAGGAGGAGUGGGAGAAGGUUUGGCUGAACGUGGACAAGAGUCUGGAGUGUGUCAUCCAGAAGGUGGACCUUCUGCUGCGGCGGGAUAAACUGCAGAGUGACAGCAGCUCUGAGGACGUGUUUGCUGACGCGGAGGAGGAUGUGAAGGACCCCAAGAAAGAUAACCCACCAGAGCUGGAAAAAACAUCACCGGGCGAGUGGAACGAGGCCCUGCAACCUCUCCUGACCCGCCUCAACGACUCGGCGUCUCUGAUGAGCGACAAGGCCAAGAAGGCCAUGGUCUUCCUGCUGAUGCAGGACAGCGCCCCCACCAUCGCCAUGAGCCUGACGCUGCAGUAUCGCCGUGAUGUCGUCUUCUGUCAGACGCUGACAGCUCUGAUUUGUGGCUUCGUUCUCAAACUGAGAAACUGUCUCUGUGACUCCGGCUUCCUGCGGCAACUUCACACCAUCGGGCUUCUGGUGCAGUACGAGGGUCUGCUCAGCACCUAUGGCGAGGAGCUGGCCAUGCUGGAGGACAUGAGCGUGGGGGUCAACGACCUGAGGAACGUCACCUUCAAGAUCACCCAGGCCACUUCAGGCUUCGGCAGCCCCGACAUGCUGCCGGUGAUCACGGGGAACCGGAGCGGCUUCAACGUGCGGGUGCCGAUGCCGGGCGCCAUCUUCGACACGUUGCCCCGGGAGAUCCAGAACGGCAUGCUGCUGCGCGUGCAGCCGGUCCUGUUCAACGUUGGCAUCAACGAGCAGCAGACGCUGGCGGAGAAGUUCGGAGACACCACGUUACAGGAGGUCAUCAACAUGGAGAACUUGGCUCGCCUCAGUCUCUACUACGACCAGUUCAGAGAAGUGCUGCCUGAGGAUUGUCUCCCUCACUCCCGCAGCGCCACCAGCCUGCCGGAGCUGCUCAAACUGCUGAGCAUGAACAUCAACGCCAAGAAGAACAAGAACGUGGAGAUCCUGUGGCAGGCGGCCGAGGCUUGUCGUCGGCUGAACGGCGUGAGAUUCACCAGCUGUAAAAGUGCCAAGGACCGCACCGCCAUGUCGCUGACCCUGGAGCAGUGCCAGAUCCUCCAGCAGGAGCACGGCCUGGCCCCGCAGGUCUUCUACCAGGCCCUGGACUGCAUGCGCAGCGAGGGCUGCCGCAGAGAAAACACCAUGAAGAACGUGGGAUGUCGUAAAUAUGCCUUCAACUCGCUCCAGCUAAAGGCCUUCCCGAAACAAUACCGCCCGCCAGAGGGCACUUACGGGAAGGUGGAGAGCUAAAGGGACUGAAAGACUGACGUCACCUCACAAACAGAGACACCUUCUACAAUAGACUCCUGUUCAAGUGCCGGUGUUUGAUAGCCGUUUCCCCUCAGUAGAACUAGACGCUCACUUUCGUCGGCGGCUGUGCAGCCCAUGUGAUCGAUGAGAAGAUCAGUCAGUGGACUUUUGUUCUAUUAUCUGUGUGGAGGCUGUUAAAUGUAUCACAACUGUACAUGAGAGUUUCAACCAUCAUCAUCUUCAGCUUAACAUCAGCGCAUCCUUGUUGUUAGUGGAGGCAACAUCUCUCCACAGUCUGCUGUGACACGUCAGGAUCAGCUGCACAUUUACAGAACAAGAUCAACGCAGCAGCUUUCCUUCACACAUUUCCUGCUCACUUACACAGGUCCAGAAGGAGUGGCUUCUCAGUGAGUUUCCAUUUCUUGUGGAUCAGGACCGGACAGAUGAAGUGGCGCCGCGUGGGGUCGGGAUGGAGGGAUUUAGACAGACGUCCCACAAAACAGUGCAAACUGUGUAGCUGCUGGUCGUCUGGAGUGAAAUGAUGACCGGUUUAAUAUUGUCCUAAAGUGAAUAUUGAGUAUCAUGUCGUAAUCCAGGGAAUUGUUUCACACGCGAUUAACGUUCUAGCAGAUCAGGAAAGAAGAUAAAAUUGAAACAAUAGUAAACGUGUCUGAAGCAGCAGAGUAAAACCCGCUGGACAGUUUUCUUUAGGUUUGUUUUGUCACAACCUUUUAGUGAAUGAUCAAAAACUUUCUGGUCAUCUACUGUACAAUUCUGAAUCUGUCACAGUCAGCGAGGAGUCGGUCGUCGGUUGUCGGUUGUCGGUUGGAUUCCCGUACCUCAAAAACUACACUUGAACGCACAAGUUUUUCCAGUCCAGACGUGAAUGUGACUGUGGACCUACGCAACAGGUGGACAUUGUUAUCAGCAUUUCAAAGCACAGAUCUCUCAGAUUCCACAUAUCGACACGUCUUCAGAGUUUACACUCUGAACUGUACAUACAAGCUGUUCGGGUUGAAAUAUGCAGAACUCAGUGACUUGGCUGGAGGUGUAUUGUGUUACCUGCAUGAGGGAUUGAGGAAGUACAGCUCUUGUUAAAGUGCAAUGAUGCACAUUGCAUAGCCACGCACUUCUGCUGUUGGUUUGCCAGAUCUCUGGUGCAACUUCCUGUCGGCUUCUGUCUUGUUUUCUUGACCUGUUUUCACCUUAAUAUGGCUGUUGUUUCUUUAUUAUGCUGUUGUUAUGCUGACGUGCACACAGGUGGGACGAGAGGACAGUUAGGGGAAAUGGCUGCAGAAGCCUGGCGAUGAAUAAACACUGAAACACAGACGUUUUUUGUCAUUAGUUGUUCAGACUACACUGAGGCAAACUUGACCUCCUGGUGGCUAACGCUGAAGCUCUUAAACCAAAUACCUAGUGAGUUGAACAUAAUUCAAUUUUAGGUACAUUAACCAAAAUAAAACACGUUAAAGACAUUAUUCAUCUGAAUAUUUUCUCAUUUUCACG